This is a messenger RNA of Engraulis encrasicolus (European anchovy), 2631 nucleotides long. Its product is annotated as calphotin-like. Lineage: Eukaryota; Metazoa; Chordata; Actinopteri; Clupeiformes; Engraulidae. Bases 1 to 2631 code for a protein of 876 amino acids. The record is from RefSeq and is a predicted model, not a curated record. The transcript has a single exon.
AUGACUCAGCCACAAUGGAGCCCAGCAGCUUAUCUAGCCGAGGUAGCCAGCUCAACCCCGGGCUCUCUGCGUUUGGGUUAUGUCGCUGUCCAACCUCUGAAGUCCCAGCCCAAGAUGCCGGAUCCAGUGGAGUGGAGUUGGUCAGAGUCUGAGGAUGGCUUCACAAAAGACAGGCAGCCCCCCAGGAGGAGGCGACACAAUCGGCGCCAGAAGGGCCGCCGACCCGCUUCCCAGGAGGAACCUCUGCCUGCUUGUGUGUCAGGAAGCCCCUCACCAGCCGACCCACCGAACCACACAGAGAUGGUCUACCCACCGGAACCGGUCAAUCCCAAGCCUGAUCCUACCAGCCCGCCGGCCCAGCCCGAUCCUGCCUGCCCGCCGGCCCAGCCCCCGCCAGCCUGCUCGUCCGUCCAGCCCCAGCCAGAAAUUUCCAUGUGCUUCGAGCACUUGGAAGACUUCUACGACCUGCUGGAUAAGAUGUCUCCAAUCAUACACACCUUGGGGAACACGAGGAGGCAGCUGGUGGCAGUCAACGUCAUUCGGGGCGUCCUGCUAAGAAGGCCAUGGCUCCUCCAGUUUGGACUGACGCCUACGAAACAGAGAAUGGACCAGUUGGAGGAGUCCCUGCAGGCCCUCCUGGUUGCGGAGGAAAGUACGGCCUUGGCUGUUGAUCCGCCUGACCUGGCGCCCAUCACACCGCUUGAUGUCCCCGAACCGGAUGUCGCUGUGCCAGGUCUUGAACCGGAUGCCGCAGUACCAGCCCUCGAGCUGGAGCUCGGCACUGCAACACAGACCCCCGAGCUGGAGCCCACUGCCGUCGCUGCCACUGUGAAGCAAGCCCCCGAGCCUGCCGCCGCCGCUGUGAAGCAAGCCCCCGAGCCCGCCGCCGCUGUGAAGCAAGCCCCCGAGCCUGACCCAAUGCCAAUAGAUGGCCUGCCCGCUUCUGAAGAGACACCCAACUCCGAUGGCCCACCUAUGCCCAAGGGGUCACCGGACCUCCCUGUUCCAGUUGGCCCGCCAACUCCCGAGGGGCCACCUGUUCCUGAGUUCUUGCCUCCCUCUCGAAACCUACCAGAGCUGUCUCAAGCCCAGCCCCAGCUGUCUCAAGCCCAGCCCCAGCUGUCUCAAGCCCUGCCCGAGCAGUUUCAAGCCCCGUCCGCUGGUGUGCCUGUUGCUGCCACCCUCAACGUGCAUGGAGCCGCCACCCUCUGCUCGCCUGUGGACAUUCUGCCCUUCCAUGGCGCCGCCCCUGCAUCUGCUGGCACCACGCCUGUUCCUGUCGGCGCCUCCCCAGCUCCGGCUCCUGUCUGCGCCACCCCAGCUCCAGCUCCUGUCUGCGCCACCCCAGCUCCGGCUCCUGUCUGCGCCACCCCAGCUCCAGCUCCUGUCUGCGCCACCCCAGCUCCGGCUCCUGUCUGCGCCACCCCAGCUCCAGCUCCUGUCUGCGCCACCCCAGCUCCGGCUCCUGUCUGCGCCACCCCAGCUCCGGUUCCUGUCUGCGCCACCCCAGCUCCGGCUCCUGUCUGCGCCACCCCAGCUCCAGUUCCUGUCUGUGCCACCCCAGCUCCAGUUCCUGUCUGCGCCACCCCAGGUCCAGUUCCUGUCGGCGCCGCCUCCUCCCCAGCUCCUGUCGGCUCCUCCUCUUCUGUUUCCGUCGGCGCCACCCCAGCUCCAGCUCCUGUUGGCCCCUCCCCAACUCCAGCUCCUGCCAGCGCCACUCCAGCUUCUGUCGGCGCCUCCUCUGGAGCUCCUGUCGGCGCCUCCUCUUCUGUUUCCGGCGGCGCCUCCUCUUCUGUUUCCGUCGGCGCCUCCUCUUCUGUUCCUGUCGGCGCCUCCUCUUCUGUUUCUGUCGGCGCCUCCUCUUCUGUUCCUGUCGGCGCCUCCUCUGCUCCUGUCAGCGCCUGCCCUGCUCCGGGUCCCGCCACCCAGUGUGUUCCAGCUCCUGCCUCCUGGUCUUCGUCUGUGUUCCAGUCUGCACCGCCCCCUGUGUUCCAGUCUGCACCGCCCCCUGUGGCCCAGUCUGCCCCCUCCACUCACCAUAACUCAGUGUUUUCGCAACCCCUCCUUAUUCCUGUGCCAGUCACCAUUCCAGUUACCGUGCCCAUCACCAUCCCAGUAUCUGUCCCCAUCUGUGUCCAGGUCCCCACUCCUGUAUCUGUUCCUGUUUGUGUUCCAGUCCAUUCGGCCCGUUUCUCCUCACCAGUUGUCGUCAACGUCACUGUGACCGUGCCCAUCCCUGUCAUCAUCUCUGUUCCUAUUCCUGUCACUGUCCAGGUCACCGUGCCCCUCAAGGUCCCUGUGUUUGUUCCUGUUAAUGUUGCCCAGUCUACUAUGCCUGCCCCUGAACCUUUGUCUGACUCCGCCUGCCCCGUGUCUGACUCCGCCUGCCCCGUGUCUGACUCCGCCUGCCCCGUGUCUGACUCCGCCUGCCCCGUGUCUGACUCUGCCUGCCCCGUGUCCGACUCCGCCGGCCACGCCAACUCCACCUACCCUUCCUCCAGGGCUUCUGUACCUGUCCCUUGUCCCGUGCUCUGUGCCCAGCCUUGCCGGUUCCUCCCCUCCAGACUGCCCCCUCCCAAACGCUCUGUGCUUCCUGAGAACUUUGUGGGACGUCUGGAAGCCGUCCCUUAA